Iphiclides podalirius (scarce swallowtail) is the source of this 843-nucleotide messenger RNA. Lineage: Eukaryota; Metazoa; Arthropoda; Insecta; Lepidoptera; Papilionidae. The record is from the annotation of a GenBank genome assembly.
AUGCUCGAAUUAAUCACUCGAAGCAAGUCAUCAUUCAGUCGACGCAUCAACUGCCCUAUACAACACGGACGGACAUACACACGCACACAACGGCAACGCGGCUCACCUAAAAGGCACGGCCGAGUACAGGCUCCCCCCUUCGCCCCUCCGCCCCUCCCGUCCGCCGCCCCGUCCCUUUACCGCUCGCGCCGCGCUAGCUGUCCCUGUCGCUCGUCGCGGCGCGUGCGCACCUCCCCGUCGCCUACGCCUACGCCUCGACCGCGGACCGAGAGAUUACCAAACGGACACUGGUGGACCAUGUGGCACUGGACGCUUACAUUCGCGGCGGUUCAAGGUGUCGCCCGCUUAAUAUCACUUCCGUGUAUGGCGAUGAUGACGCGCGCAAAGCCGCGGCUCGGCAGUUGCGCAACCCCACGAGCUUGCCCAACUAAGAAGUUCAAAGUGGGAUCUGGGAACGCGGCGGACGAAUUGGCACGAGAAUCGCAGAGUGCUACACUUUCGCGGUGCCGAGCAGCCGGCCGGUAUGCAACAAUGGAGAGCGCGCCGCUUUCCACGCGGAACUCUGGCCGCCUCGCUCUCGAUGAAUCGGGCCCAUCCGUGCCCCAUGCUCGUGAGCGCCGUGUGCCUAUUGAUCGGGCUGCACGGGGCGAAGGUCAGCAGUGCCGCAACACACGGUCAGCCGACGCGAGUAUAGCCGUGCCUUCGUUCUCACCACGCCACGCCACGCCACGCCACGGCAAGCCACGCCAUGCCACGCCAUCGCAACGCAAUACAACCCAAUGCAAGCCCCUUUGUCGCAUGUGCAAAAGUCACAUGUCCAAGUCAAUGCGAUACUCCAUACCU